This is a messenger RNA of Cydia strobilella, 1956 nucleotides long. RefSeq lists its product as uncharacterized. The coding region runs from base 189 to 1565 and encodes 458 amino acids. The record is from RefSeq and is a predicted model, not a curated record. The transcript is spliced from 8 exons. Lineage: Eukaryota; Metazoa; Arthropoda; Insecta; Lepidoptera; Tortricidae.
AACGUGUACAUAUAAUGUUAUAAAUGCAGGUGUCUAAAAACCCUCUCAUAUCACACUUUGACGUAUUUCAAUCCAAUUAAACAAAGAAACUGCAUUUGUUAGUCGGCCAGAUAAGAAUAUAUGACUAUAUAAUUAAAUUACCACAAUUUCUUGGCCCAUAAAUGUUAUGUGUGGCGAAAUAGAAACAAAUGAAGGCUAAUAUAGUGUGCGUGUUUCUGAUCAAUGGAUUGUUAGUUACUGCUUUCCCCGCAAAUGACGGAGUGGAUAAUGGCAUACAUAUAACAGUACCAGUGGCGGGCGUGGCAGAGUUCAGCGGAACUGUCCCAGCUACGGGAUCAGUAGCUUUAGCUACUCAUACUCCAUGUCCAGAAGUUAUGCUGCCGUUUACUCCUAGUACUCCAGACUGUGAGCCUUUACCGAAAAAUAUUAUGUUAGGAGCUACAUUAGCGGACGCUAUUCUCGCAGAGGCCGGCGAAGAACUAGAUGCUAAAAUGGCAGAAAUUGACGCAUUUGUAGGUAAAGAGUUAGAAAUGAUGGGACCACAAAUGAAAAUUGCAAAUAGAGCAACAACAAAUAUAGAAAGUGCUCUGGACUCAACUCUUCAGCAAAUGGAAUCUGAAAUUUCUACUGAAUUAUUUAAGUUUGAUGAGUUUAUAGACUCACAGUUAGCAAAGACUGAAGAAAUGGUCCAAACAGCACUAAGAAAUGUAGAAUCAUAUACAUUUGUGGAUACAGAGCUAGAAAAAGUUGACGCUAUUGUUGACUCCGAAGUAGCAAAGAUAAACUUCGCUGUAGAAUCCAAUCUUGCAAAAACGGAAUCACUCGUAGAAUCUGAAUCAGAAAAAGUUGAUGCAUUUAUUGAAGCAGAGCUGGCAAAGACCGAUGCUUUUGUAAACUCAGAAUUAUCUAAAAUUAAAUCAGUUGUGGAAAUGGAAUUAGAAAAUGUUGAAAAGGUAUUAGAUGUUGGUGAUUCUUGUACAAUGAGCAGUGAUGAUGUUCCUAUGAUGGAGCCAAUUCCACCAUACGUUGAGAAUUCUCCAGGACUUGAAACUUAUGACGACGAUGAAUCGUACACUUCAAAGCUCCCUUACACUGACACCGGCUUCGCUCCACCUACAAUGGGAACUCGAAACCCGAUCAUUCCCCUGAACGAAGCUCCUUACAACAACCAUAACCUUGGAAAAACAGCACCAGUCCUGUAUCAUAGGAAGCAACUCCCGAUGGUGAACAUCAGAGGAACAGCAAGAGCUACAGGAAGCAUCAAGCUGUUCUCUAAAUUUCCAUGUCCACCAUUGCAAGCAACGGAAAUAGGUCCGGAUGGGAAGAAAUACAUAUGGAUUAAGAAAAAUUCUGGUGAUAAAGAAAAACUCAAAAGAAGACCAAAAGUCGAAUUCCCCGAUUUCUCCGACUUCCCAGAUGCACGCAUAGACGCCAACUAUGAGGACCUUGGCAGCGAAGAACCUGAAGAUUUAGGACAUUUAGGUCCCAUUCCUAUUCGUGGCGAAGCAGUUUUUGAGGGCACUGCACCUGCUUACGGCUCAGUUAGUAUUACUGGGCAAUGUUGAAGCCUAGCCCAGCAGUCGGCAAACCUUCAAGCCACUUCAAGCCACUCAAAAUAAUAACACUUGGAGUUUCCAGACCGAGGAAAACAACGUUUGCGGCUCUUUGAGGUUCCUAAAAGUAGUUUCUACUGCGGUUGGCUCUUCUUCUCAAAAGUUUUCCGAACCGGCCUAGUCAAUUAGAGACCGGACAUGAACGGCUUCCAAGAUUUGACAGACUAAAGAAUGACACACACUAGAACUGUCCGUCACUUCAAUCAAUCAAUAAAUCAAUCAAUCAACCAACCAACCAACCAACCAACCAACCAACCAACCAACCAACCAACCAACCAACCAACCAACCAACCAACCAACCAACCAACCAACCAACCAACCAACCAACCAACCAACCAACCAA